Opisthorchis viverrini is the source of this 219-nucleotide messenger RNA. RefSeq lists its product as hypothetical. NCBI's taxonomy places the organism in Eukaryota, Metazoa, Platyhelminthes, Trematoda, Opisthorchiida, Opisthorchiidae. The transcript has a single exon. The record is from RefSeq and is a predicted model, not a curated record. The coding region runs from base 1 to 219 and encodes 72 amino acids.
AUGGCUCUGGACGGCCUUUGGUUGUCUCAAGGGCUAGUAGAUAACGAAACAGUGCAGAAGACGCCUACAAGAGGCGUUCUGUUCACCACUCUCAGACACUGGCUCGCAGCACCCUCUAUCCUGUCUAAAGUUGUGGAAUUCGUACAUGCAGACGAUCCAACGGCGCACGUGGAAGAGUACGGUCUACCGUCUGGCGCCGGACAACGUUCUGGAAAGUAG